Dothidotthia symphoricarpi CBS 119687 is the source of this 974-nucleotide messenger RNA. RefSeq lists its product as uncharacterized. The record is from RefSeq and is a predicted model, not a curated record. Bases 223 to 753 code for a protein of 176 amino acids. The transcript is spliced from 4 exons. NCBI's taxonomy places the organism in Eukaryota, Fungi, Ascomycota, Dothideomycetes, Pleosporales, Dothidotthiaceae.
UCUGCCCUUGCCAGCCACUGCGGGGUAUAAAGGCACGACCUCCUCUUACUUUCCUUGAUCCUUCUUUCUUUACCUCCUCGACUGUCCAGCUGACAUACUCUUCGGUCUUCCAGCUCUUCCUCCUCACAACACAAAUCACCUACUUCCAGCUUUUGUCUGCAUCAUCUUGCAAACCACCAACCAUCUCCAAUUCAUCAAGCACUCACUAUCACAACCGUCGCAAUGCCACUCAAGUGGACGCCAGAGCUCGACUCGAUCCUCUUGCACGGUGUCUUCGAGGAAUGCAACAUCAGUUUCUCCAAAGCUCUCUGCUCCAAGAUCGCCGAGCGAGUGGGCGCGGCCGGUAUUGAGUGCACUCCCAAAGCCGUCGAGAACCGCCUGUACAGCUGGAAAAAGAAGAACGUCGGCGGCACUAUCAACGGCAGCACGCCCAACACGCCGUCCAAGCCUGCAACCCCCAAGACACCUGCUUCGAGUCGUGGCCGCGCCAAAGCCGCUACCAAGAAGAAGAUCCAGGCCGAACAAGACCUUCUCCACAACGACGAUGACGACGAAGAUGAGAUCCUGUCUCCGACAGUGAAUCGCAAGCGUGGCAGGAGCGCACAGAAACCCGCCAACUACGCCGAGUCGGGUGCAUCUGACGACGAUGUUGAGGAGGAGUACGUCCCGCUCGCAAAGAAAGUCAAACAGGAACAGCAAGAUGCUGAUGACUUUACGAACAUCAUCGAUAAUGAAGUGAAGGAGGAGGUUUGAGGUGCUUUGGCUGGCAGUCAUUUGAGGGCUUCUAGUUUGAUGAAUGAAUAUUUGGGAGGACGGUAGAAAAUAUGCGAAGAGCUCUAGGUCUGAUCCUAUGCAUUUUGGCGGUACAUGACGAUGUCACCGUGGGGCUCUUUGGGCUAUACGUUGCGCAGCUCAGUACUCGCUCUGGAGUUUAUUGGGGUAGUUCGAUCAUGAGGGUUUUGCAGAGGGGGAGC